Messenger RNA from Trichosurus vulpecula (common brushtail), 1554 nucleotides. RefSeq names its product transmembrane serine protease 2 (gene TMPRSS2). The record is from RefSeq and is a predicted model, not a curated record. The transcript is spliced from 13 exons. The coding region runs from base 1 to 1554 and encodes 517 amino acids. Gene Ontology annotation, biological process: protein autoprocessing. Gene Ontology annotation, molecular function: protein binding; serine-type endopeptidase activity. NCBI's taxonomy places the organism in Eukaryota, Metazoa, Chordata, Mammalia, Diprotodontia, Phalangeridae. Gene Ontology annotation, cellular component: membrane.
AUGGCUUUAAAUUCAGGGCCACCAGCAUUUGGACCAUAUUAUGAAAACCAUGGUUAUCAAGUGGAAAACUAUCCUCCAGGACACCUUGUGAAUACUAAUGCUUAUGUACCUUACCCAGCUCCAUAUUGUCCUUCAGCAGUGCCACAGUACAUUCCAAGAGUUCUUACUCAUACUUCAACACCAGCAGGAGUCCAUUUACAACCAAAAUCUUCAUCUGGGAUCCUGUUUACUUCAAGGGCUAAGAAAAUUGUAUGUAUUGCACUUGGCAUUGGAGUAAUAUUAAUUGGUGCUGUGAUUGCAACUCUCUUUCUUUGGAAGUUUGUGAAAAAUAGCUGUCCAAAUUCUGGAAUAGAAUGUGGAACCUCAGGAACUUGUAUCAGUCCAACUUACUGGUGUGAUGGAAUAUCACAUUGUCCUAGUGGUGAAGAUGAGAACCAUUGUGUUCGCCUCUAUGGACCAAAAUUUAUCCUUCAGGUUUACUCAUCUCACAACAAAUCCUGGUAUCCUGUGUGCCAAGAUGACUGGAAUGAUUAUUACGGAAAGAUAGCAUGUAAAGAUAUGGGGUAUAACACGAAUAGUUUUUACUCUAGUCGAGGAAUAACAGAUGAAAGUGGUGCCACAAGCUAUAUGAAGUUGAACCUGAGUGCUAGAAAUGUAGACUUAUACGAAAGACUCUACAACAGUAACGUCUGUUUCUCAAAAACGGUGGUAUCUCUCCGAUGCAUAGAAUGUGGUACAGUGAUGAAGGCGAAUCGAAUGAACAGGAUUGUAGGUGGGACAAAUGCUGCUCCAGGGGAAUGGCCAUGGCAAGUCAGCCUUCAUGUCCAAGGUGUCCAUGUCUGUGGUGGCUCUAUCAUUACUCCUGAAUGGAUUGUAACAGCAGCUCAUUGUGUGGAAGAACCUCUUUCCAAUCCCCGAUAUUGGACAGCAUUUGCUGGAAUUUUGAGGCAAUCUGUGAUGUUCUAUGGAAGUGGAUAUAAAGUGCAAAAAAUAAUUUCUCAUCCAAGUUAUGAUUCUAAAACUAAGAACAAUGAUGUUGCUCUUAUGAAGUUGCAAACACCAUUUGUAUUUAAUGAAAAGAUAAGACCAGUGUGUUUGCCUAACCCAGGAAUGAUGUUUGAACCCACACAAUUAUGUUGGAUAUCAGGAUGGGGUGCAACCUAUGAAAAAGGUAAGACUUCAGACUUCUUGAAUGCUGUUAUGGUACCCAUAAUAGAACCUGGGAAAUGUAAUAGCCGAUAUGUCUACAAUAACAUGAUCACUCCUUCCAUGAUUUGUGCUGGAUAUCUCAGAGGGAAAAUUGAUUCCUGUCAGGGUGACAGUGGGGGCCCUUUAGUCACUGAGAAAAAUUCAAUAUGGUGGUUGGUUGGUGAUACAAGUUGGGGAUCUGGAUGUGCCAAGCCAAACAGACCUGGAGUUUAUGGAAACCUGACAGUAUUUACAGACUGGAUUUACCAACAAAUGCAGUGUAAACACAACAUACCUGAACUUUCAAGUGUUGUUGAUUUGUCUGAAAUGAAUGCCAAAUCUUUCUUGGAGUGUGGAGACUUGUGA